Molecule: messenger RNA, 1963 nt
Organism: Sycon ciliatum
Lineage: Eukaryota; Metazoa; Porifera; Calcarea; Leucosolenida; Sycettidae
Exons: 4
Coding region: 291-1316 (341 amino acids)
Source: RefSeq, a predicted model, not a curated record
UGACAGGGCCAAGUCCAACAACAGUUACUAGUGAGACAGGUAUUUGGUCACCCUUUGAGUAAAAUCUGAUCCGGAAAAAUCUUUUUUCUUUUCCAAACCACGUAGCUGGUUGUCGCCUACAGUAGGGGCUAUGUAGUGCAAGAGUCAGUGUAUAUCGUAUCAGGUAGUUUUGGACCCGUCCACCAAAUCGAACUUGUUCUAGUCGAUUGAUUCAUAGGCAGCCUUGCUGAGAGCUAGAACUAGAGCCACUUCAGGCUUCGAAGUAUUGGUGGUGAAGUGGAAAACUCAGAAUGCUAAGUGUGACUAGUGGCCAGCAACGAUGGCGUUUCGACACGUCGGCAGUUUUUCUGAUUCAGCUGCUGUUGUUCGUGUUAUAUGCUGGGACGUGUACUGCCACGAAUGUGAACACGUGGGUGGAUUGUGGCAAUGAAGGUGAAGUGUUUGUUACAAAUACCGCCAAAGGCUGGGUUGCAGGUGAAGAGUUCUGCCAGACACUCGGCAGCCACCUGGUCAGUUCUCCUCAAGUUACAGCCUGCAAAGCUAUGCUACUGGGAAUACUUGGAAAGGUGUCAGUCCAUAUCAGCUACACAAGAUUGCUUGAUAAACUUCACUUUCGCAAUGUUUGGAACAAUUUAAAAGUUUCUGACAACACCGUUACUAUCUAUCAAGACUUGGAGGAUUGUUCCAGUCAAUAUCUUGGGGAUAAUUCACAGCCACAGGACGAGCAUUGCAUUAUACCGUAUGCUAUCGUUUGCGGAAGGAAUACCAAUACACAAGCAGCUUCUAUAGUGUGUGACUCACACAUGUAUACAUACCAUAGCAUCUCAUUCUCAGCAGAUCAUGCAAACCAGACGUGCUAUCAACAAUAUGGUGGUCGUCCAUUGUCUACAGACGGGCAGGAUUUCAGCUGUGCCUCACAACUGCUGAAUACAUCGCAAGUCUUGCGUGACAACAACCUCACCAACAUACCGGUAUACACCAACGCCACUAAUGGGUCUCAUUGCACUACCUACCAACCAUCAACCAACACAGUAGGUCAAGACUCCUGCACCAAAGAACGUCCCACAAUCUGCGUCUCUUCUCCCGUAACUUCUUCACCCGCAGUCACCAUAGAUCGUAGUAGUGGCAUCACAGACACAAGUACAUCCAUCAACUCUACGCUAUCGGCCCGCAGUGAGAACAGUACUGAUUCUACAAUAACUACGUCCCGGGUGAACAAGUUGAUCAUGUAUUCCACUCUCGUAACAGCACUGUUAAUGACGGAGAUCUUUGCAGCCAUCACACUGAUAUACAUAACAUACCAGGCAAGAAACUAGGUCUUAGUUCCUGUCGCAAUUCUGCACUGUUUUUUCUUUAUAUCCCCUUUUGCCCAGUAUCUCAUAUUAGUCACAAAUGUAAGAGAACUCCGUAAAUCUUUUGUUGUUUCUGUUGGUCUCAUUGUGUUUGUCAUAUUAUGGUAUAAAGUGAUAAGAUAAGUUGCUAAAAUAUCGCAUUUACUUCAUCAAUGGUAGUCCACGUCUCUUCAAAUUGAUAUGCAGUACAUUGCACCUAUUGAUAAAUUGAUUGAUACUUUCAUACGUUCAUACGUUCAUGGGAUAAUCAUUUAUUUUAUUUUAUAAAGUUUGGGUUUGAAAAUCUUUAUUAUUUUACACAUGCAUUUUCCUGAUUUCUUCUCCAGUGUAUGUUGCACUGCAUUUUAAUCCAUUGACGCUUGUAUCACAUAAUGUUGUUUAAAAGUACAUUGCAUCUGUGACGUAGGCAGUAGGUCUACGUCUCAACCCUCCAUGCUCACUUUAGCUACAGGAUGGUGCAAGACUGCAGGUUGUCCAUUCUGCAAUUUUUCCGUUUUGCAUGUGGUGUUUUGAUACAUGCAUGCUCUUUUGUACUUGUUUGUAAUUGUGCAUACUAUGCAUGGUGGAUUCAAGACCAGCAAACCAUUGAUUCAUGCUGCGAAUUCAAAUAA